This is a messenger RNA of Nylanderia fulva, 2537 nucleotides long. RefSeq names its product dnaJ homolog subfamily C member 2. Gene Ontology annotation, molecular function: Hsp70 protein binding; ribosome binding. The record is from RefSeq and is a predicted model, not a curated record. Gene Ontology annotation, biological process: 'de novo' cotranslational protein folding; regulation of translational fidelity. Gene Ontology annotation, cellular component: cytosol. NCBI's taxonomy places the organism in Eukaryota, Metazoa, Arthropoda, Insecta, Hymenoptera, Formicidae.
ACGCUGAUGGCGCUCGGGAUUCACGUAGCGUGAUCGAAGGGUGUUCGACGUGAUCCUCAUCCGCGUGUCCCGUGUGCACGAUUUAAAGAUUAAUCUGUCGUUACGAACACGCGACAAUGACGGAUGGCACCGGGAACGAAGAUUCUGCUGUUUUUAAUUCCAUAUCCGAUCCUGGUAAAGCAAAUACCAGCACAGCAGGUCCUGUAGUUUUGUAUUCAACCGCACAAGCAUGGCGAGCUCAAUUCUAUCGCAGUCUCCACCGCUCCAGUUUCUCGGAAUCAUCGGAUGAGGAGGAAGAUCUGUCCCAGUAUCAAUUCGAGGACGAUCUCGAGUAUCUCAGAUCUCUUGAUCCGAGGGACUGGAAGGAUCAGGAUCAUUAUGCUGUUUUAGGCUUGAAAAAUCUUAGGCACAGAGCAACAGAAGAUGUCAUCAAAAAAGCUUAUAAGCAAAAAAUAUUGAAACACCAUCCUGAUAAACGCAAGGCGAUGGGCGAAGAGAUCCGACCAGACGACGACUACUUCACGUGUAUAACUCGUGCCUGGGAGACCCUCGGGAGUCAAGCGAAGAGACGAAGCUACGACAGUGUGGAUCCUUAUUUUGACGACAAUUUACCGGACGAAAAAGAUUGUCGGAAUAAUUUUUACGAAAUCCUGGGUAAAGCUUUCAAGGAAAACUCACGGUGGUCCGUAAAGAAGCCAGUGCCAUACUUGGGCGGACCAUACAUGGAACGAGAAAAAGUAGAGGAAUUUUUCGUUUGGUACGACUUUGAUUCCUGGCGCGAAUACUCAUACCUCGAUGAAGAAGAUAAGGAGAGUGGUCAAGACCGAGACAUGCGGAAAUGGAUCGAGAAGAAGAACAAAGCCACGAGAGCGAAACGAAAAAAAGAAGAGAUGUUGCGAAUACGAUCUUUAGUUGACAUGGCUUACAAUAUAGAUCCUAGAAUAAAGAAAUUCCAGCAAGAAGAUAAAGAUAAAAAGAACGCCGCAAAGAGAGCGAAACAGGAAGCGGCAAAGGCCAGGCAGCAGGAGGAAGAGAGAAUAGCCCGCGAUGCGGCGGAAAAGGAAAGAUUGGAGAAGGAAAAGAAGGAAUCUGAAGAGAGAGCGAGACAGGAGACGCUGAAACAGGAACGAGAGAUGCAGAAAAAGGCAUUGCGCAAGGAGAGAAAAGCGCUCAGAGAUUUCUGCAAAGCGAACAAUUACUUCGCUCAAAAUUCGACGGAGAGUCUCCGGCAUAUGGAAAGCGUGGAGAAGAUUUGCGAGCUGUUUAAGCUAGUGCAGCUGGAGGAAGCGAUGAAGAAGUUGCAGAACGACGGGAGGAAUGCCUUUUUAAGCAUUAUCGAAGAGAUGGAACGGAGAAUCGAGGCGGAACGUCGUGUGAAUGUGAUUAAUAACGAUGCGAAAAACAUGCCCGAGAAGCAGACCAAGACCUGCACCGCGCCCUGGAGCGAGAAUGACCUGCAACUCUUGAUAAAAGCGGUCAAUCUGUUCCCCGCCGGGACCAAUCAACGUUGGGAAGUGGUUGCGAAUUUUAUUAAUCAACAUAGUGGUUCUACUAGCGGAGUUACUCGCGACGCCAAGGAAGUCUUAGCAAAAGCCAAAAGUCUGCAAUCGACUGACUUUAGCAAAUCGAGUUUGAAGGAGCAAGCCAAUAAAAAGGCCUUUGAUAAUUUUAUCGCCGAGAAAAAGAGUAAGGAGGCAGUUGAGGAGAGAAUGCCGGCUGUUACGGAACGCUUGGAUCAUCCAAUCGCGAACGGUGUCACCGCUGAACCUAAAGAGGUAAAAAAGGAAAUGACACCGUGGACACCGGGUGAACAGAAACUUCUCGAACAAGCUCUAAAAACCUAUCCCACCACGGUCUCUGACAGAUGGGACCAGAUCGCCGCGUGUAUACCGAGCAGGACGAAAAAGGAGUGCAUGAGGAGAUAUAAGGAACUAGUAGAGCUCGUGAAAGCAAAGAAGGCGGCGCAGGUGGCUAAAUAAUAUUAACUGCACCCUAAGCUCGAAAUUUAUCUCUAACUUAUUGAACUCUAGUUAAACAAGCAAUUUUGGCGCGGCGAUGACGUCGUUCCUUGAGACAAGGAUUUCUCCUAACACAGGGAUGGAGGAUUUCCUUUCGAGAAAUAUAAUCGAAAUUUAAGACUGGACGACGAGAACCUUAGCUUACUCAUUGAGUACCAGUUCGCGUGUAUACCUGUGCCUUGCUACAGCCGAUACGUGCACGAGUUAGCUGCACGGCAUACACAGAAAUUUGACACGUUUUGUUGGAUAAAUUCUGGGGUUUGUUUUAAUUCCUAACGCGUUGUACUUGUAAUGUACCUUUAGAAAAUUGUGCUGCUGCCGAUCAUUAUUUCCGUGGUGAUAAAACUUACAACUUGGGAAGAUCUCUCGUGUACAGCUUCCAUUUUUGCAAUAUGAAUCUUUGUGGACGAUCUAUACUUCGUGCUGUAAGUACUGUAAGAUAAGGAGAAACUGCUACUGGACAAAUGGCUGAAGGAGGAUGGCGAACUUUAUAAAUAAACGUCGAUGUUUUGAAAGACG